Messenger RNA from Terrapene triunguis (Three-toed box turtle), 718 nucleotides. Its product is annotated as GAS2-like protein 1. Gene Ontology annotation, molecular function: actin filament binding; microtubule binding; cytoskeletal adaptor activity. The record is from RefSeq and is a predicted model, not a curated record. Gene Ontology annotation, biological process: actin crosslink formation; regulation of microtubule polymerization or depolymerization; protein localization to microtubule plus-end. Gene Ontology annotation, cellular component: actin filament; cytoplasm; stress fiber. The transcript has a single exon. Lineage: Eukaryota; Metazoa; Chordata; Testudines; Emydidae. The coding region runs from base 23 to 718 and encodes 231 amino acids.
ACGCUCAGGGACGGGAUGCAAGAUGGCUGACCUGAGCAACAUCCAGUCCGCAGCUUCCAAGAGUAUCCGGCCUUUCCGGUCCAGUGAGGAGUAUCUCUACGCCAUGAAGGAGGACCUGGCUGAGUGGCUCAACAUCCUCUAUGGCUGGGAUGUCCAGGUGGAGAAUUUCAUGGAGACCCUGGAGACCGGGUGUGAUCUCUGCCAACAUGCCAACAAUGUCAACCGCAUUGCUCUGGAGUUCCAGCAACAGCACCCAGAAGUUGCUGCCUGCAUGAGGGUGCCCCAGAAUGAGGUUGUCUACCAGGCCAAGAAUGUGGUGCCCGGCUCCUUCAUCGCCAGGGACAACGUCUCAAAUUUCAUCCAGUGGUGCCGGCAGGACCUGGGCAUCCAGGACGUGCUGAUGUUCGAAACCAAUGACCUGGUGCUGAAGAAGAAUGAGAAGAACUUCGUCCUGUGCCUUCUAGAGGUCGCUAGGAGAGGCUCCAAGUUUGGGAUGCUGGCCCCCAUGCUGAUCCAGAUGGAGCAGGAGAUUGAGGAGGAAAUGAGGGAUCAGAUCGCCUAUGGGGGGCUGGAAACCCAGGAGGAUAGCCAAGACCUGGGCCCUGAGUCACCUGUCUACCCUAGCAGGGUGCAGAGAAUCUCCUUGUGUGACCUCAAGAACCUGGAUGAGCUGGUGAGAGACUGUUCCAUUUUGUUGGUAUCUUGUGCCCCCAAGUAA